Molecule: messenger RNA, 684 nt
Organism: Laccaria bicolor S238N-H82
Lineage: Eukaryota; Fungi; Basidiomycota; Agaricomycetes; Agaricales; Hydnangiaceae
Exons: 4
Coding region: 1-684 (227 amino acids)
Biological process (GO): regulation of mRNA processing; spliceosomal complex assembly; protein phosphorylation
Molecular function (GO): ATP binding; protein kinase activity
Source: RefSeq, a predicted model, not a curated record
AUGUAUCCUGAAGAACCCCUCGAUCUCUCCCCCUCAGAGGGCGGAGGCUACUUCUCCGCCAAAAUGGGUCAAAAACUCAACGGUGGAAAGUUCCAAAUUGUCCGCAAGCUGGGGUAUGGCUCUCGAUCAUCUACAUGGCUUGUCCGGGGCAAAGACAACUACUUCGCGAUCAAGAUCUACACUAUCGCCGCCUCAGAGCAUGCGAAGACCGUGGAAGUCCCAUCCUCAAGGGGCGGACCCGUUCCAGUCUACCACACCGACUUCUGGGAGGGAACCCGAGCUGGCUCACAUCUCUGUCUUGUCUUAGAUCCAAUGAGCACCACCGUCCAAGCACUGAUGCAUGAGGCGGAUCACGAGCGUCUGCCUGUCCAUGCCAUUCAGCGCAUCGUCGCAACCGUCGCCGAGGCACUAGAUUCCCUGCAUAAGGUUGGUAUCAUGCACGGAGCUGUUAAGCCUGAAAAUGUUUACUUCUGGCGCCUUGCAUAUGGAACUGAAGAUAUCAAGUCUGUCCUCGAUUCGGAACCGCGACCGACCAUUAGAAAAAACAAGAUAUACUUGGUUGUGAUAAUCUCGCUCAUGGGUGUAAUUGGAACGAUAAGAAGAAAAAGGUUGCGAAUUGGAGCCUUUAUCUCAGUGGUUUCGGACAUGUGCCGCAAUCACGAGCCCAGUGGACAUAAUGGCUAA